GCACCAUAUCGUCAUACCCACACGGCCCAUCCCACUCACGAUCCACCUGACCAACAAUGGCUUCAAUUCCUCUAUUCCCGGCCGUCAGGCACUUCCCACUUCUCCAUCCUCUCGUUGACUCGUUUGAGCCGUCAGAAUGUCAAUCGUCGUCGACCAUGUGCGCGCAGCGUACAGAGACAAGCAGACGCACGUCGUGCUCUUCUCGUCCACAGCUAUCGCUCUCUAUGGCUACGAUCAAGGCAUGAUGUCGAUGAUUAACACCAACUAUGACUACCUAUAUCGAAUGGGCAUCGCCGAAUCCUCUCCCGUCGUGGGAAUCAUUGUCGCCGUCUACUACCUCGGCUGUGCAGUGGGCGCCGUCCUCUUUUCGAAGCUCGCUGAUGAGCUGGGACGCAAGCGAGCAAUAUUCCUCUGUCUGGCGACCGCAUCGCUCGGAAACUUCAUAAUGUUUAUUGCGGGCUUGGGCUAUACAAAAGGCGCGUUGGCUAUCAUGUUGACAGGCAGAAUCGUCAUGGGAUUGGGGGUUGGAGGCAUUGACUCCGUGAUCCCCACCUACAGCUCUGAGCUGUCCAAGGAUGAGGCCCGCGGCAAGGCAUUGGCUCAAGAGUUUCAGUCCAAUAUCUUUGGCUUACUCAUGGCCUUCGGGAUCAACCUAGGCGUAACACGUGCACUGUCCAAGAGCAGCCAAUGGGCCUGGAGAAUACCCAUUAUCGUCAUGCAGGUGUAUCCUGUGCUGCUCAUGGCUUUCGUCAGAGCACUCCCAGAAUCUCCGCGGUGGUUCGUAUAUCAUGGCCGCCAAACAGAAGCCCAAGCAGCGUUGAACGACAUUUACGGAAACGAUGGAGACAGAAGACUCGACGAGCUCCUAGAUGCUCACGAAAAGGAAAAGGGAGACGAAGUGGGUUACUUGGAUAUGUUCAAACCCAGUCACCCACAGUUCCAUCCUACCAUGAUCACGAUCAUUGGUCAGAUAAACCAGGCUUUGACGGGAUAUGGGGCCGUCUCUGUUUAUGGGCCUCAGAUUUUCGAGCUUCUAGGGUUCCCUGUACGGACUGCUGAAUACCUUACCCUAGGCAAUUAUUCGUCUUACUUUAUGCUUAUGACUAUAGCAUGGCUCCUUAUCGAUGUACUCGGCCGACGGAAGCUCCUCGUACAUGGUUCUAUUUUGCUCAGUACAUGUUUUCUACUCCUUGCCAUCCUUGGAGGACUCGCGAAGAACUCUUCCAAAAUUGACAUACCCACAUUCGUGCCCGGCCUCCUUGGAACGAUAGUCCUCUUCAUCGCUACCGGCGCUUUUGGCAUUGGCUGGCUCGCCACGGUCUGGCUCAUUCCCACGGAGAUUUAUCCCACCACCGCUCGCGCCCAAGGCACAGCCAUAUCCGUCAUCGUCUGGGGUAUCGCUAAUUUCGCUGUCACUUUUCUCACGCCCCUCAUGUUCAACAACCUGUCAUACUUCAUCUUCCUCGUCUUCGCUGCGUCGAAUGCGGUAGCCGGGCUAUGGACGUGGUUUUACCUUCCCGAGACAGGAGGCCGGUCGUUUGAAGAGAAUCAACAGUUCUUCAGCGAGGCGAAGGAGGCAGGUACCUGGCGCGUGACUAAGGUCUGUGGUGGCGAGUAUACGGUGCUGAAAUAUCCGGAUCCCAACUCGGAGAACCUCGUGGACGCAGAGAGGGUGCCGCUGUUAAGAAGAUUAGAAGAUCAGUUGCCGAGUGUUGAAGAAUAGGGGUAGUCACAUUUGCUUGCGGCUUAGAUUGGAUACACCCAGCUUCGUUCUCAACUUUUUGAGAAGACUUGCUACGUAUCUUUUUGGACUGUGCUAGCAACGUAGUAUCGACUAUACCUACGGCGAGCCGCAAAGAGAGCAACCGAUGUCGUAGCACACUUCGGAUUUCUUUCAAGAAUCUCCUAGUCUCAAUCCAGAAAUCUUUUCCCGCAUCAUAUCUAACAAUACAAUUCAAAUGCGCAACACCGCUCUCCUUUCCCCUCCACUCUCAGCACUCCCCCUUCUUCACCACCUGAGAUCUCCCACUCCCAUCAGU
Molecule: messenger RNA, 2039 nt
Organism: Trematosphaeria pertusa
Lineage: Eukaryota; Fungi; Ascomycota; Dothideomycetes; Pleosporales; Trematosphaeriaceae
Product: general substrate transporter
Exons: 4
Coding region: 137-1723 (528 amino acids)
Biological process (GO): transmembrane transport; carbohydrate transport
Cellular component (GO): membrane
Molecular function (GO): carbohydrate:proton symporter activity
Source: RefSeq, a predicted model, not a curated record